Molecule: messenger RNA, 4331 nt
Organism: Acinonyx jubatus (cheetah)
Lineage: Eukaryota; Metazoa; Chordata; Mammalia; Carnivora; Felidae
Gene: TRIM71
Product: tripartite motif containing 71
Exons: 4
Coding region: 618-3248 (876 amino acids)
Biological process (GO): protein polyubiquitination; proteasome-mediated ubiquitin-dependent protein catabolic process
Molecular function (GO): ubiquitin protein ligase activity; zinc ion binding; protein binding
Source: RefSeq, a predicted model, not a curated record
CCCGGGCCGCCGCGUCAUGCGGCGGGGCGGCCGGCGUCGCGCGGGGGCACACGGGCUGGGCGUCGCGCCGCUGCCGCCUUGGCUAGGGUGGGGGGCUUUCCUCUCCCGGGAAGAGACGAACUAAAUCUGUUGGAGGAAAAGCAACGCACCAAACGCUCGCGGAGCCGAACGCCGCUUCACCCCGUCGGGACCCGGAUUGCACAGCGGACUCCACCUUGGGGGGGGGGGCCUCUCCCCGGGGCUGGCGAGAACCGCGCUUCGGCUGCUCCAGCGAGCCCUCUGACCUCCCCGCCCCCGCUCGCCCCUCGCGUGUCGGGACUUGUUCGGCGCUCCCGCUCCUGAAGGCAACGCAGCCUCGCGUCCUCCGGCAGGAAUCCGGGUCGCCUCCGGGCAGCAGCAUUUGAUGCCCGCAGCGUCGGGGCCGGCGGCGCGCGGGCGGGACGCGGCGAAGCGGGGCGCGCCGAGCCGCCCCGGGGCCGGCUCCUGGCUCGCAGGCCCGCUCGAUGCGUGUUUCUGAGUGAGUCGGCGGCUCCCCCACCCGCCUCGGCGGUGCUCUCCUCCCCUCCUCCUCCUCCUCUUCCUCUCCGGCCUCCUCCCGCCUCCGAGCCGGCCUGCAAAUGGCUUCGUUCCCCGAGACCGACUUCCAGAUCUGCCUGCUGUGCAAGGAGAUGUGCGGCUCGCCGGCGCCGCUCUCCUCCGGCUCGUCCGCGUCGUCGUCGUCCUCGCAGACGUCCACGUCGUCGGGCGGCGGCGGCGGGGGCCCGGGGGCCGCGGCGCGCCGCCUGCACGUCCUGCCCUGCCUGCACGCCUUCUGCCGCCCGUGCCUCGAGGCGCACCGGCUGCCGGCGGCCGGCGGCGGCGGCGGCGGCGCGCCCGGGGAGCCCCUCAAGCUGCGCUGCCCCGUGUGCGACCAGAAAGUCGUGCUGGCCGAGGCGGCGGGCAUGGACGCGCUGCCCUCGUCCGCCUUCCUCCUCAGCAACCUGCUCGACGCCGUGGUGGCCACGGCCGACGAGCCGCAGCCCAAGAACGGGCGCGCCGGGGCCCCGGCGGGCGCGGGCGGCCACAGCAACCACCGGCACCACGCGCACCACGCGCACCCGCGCGCGCCCGCCUCGGCCCCGCCGCCGCUUCCGCCCGCGCCGCCGCCGCCCGCGCCGCCCCGCUCCGCGCCCGGCGCCCCGGCCGCCUCCCCGUCCGCGCUGCUGCUGCGCCGGCCACACGGCUGCAGCUCGUGCGACGAAGGCAACGCGGCCUCGUCGCGCUGCCUGGACUGCCAGGAGCACCUGUGCGACAACUGCGUCCGCGCGCACCAGCGCGUGCGCCUCACCAAGGACCACUACAUCGAGCGCGGCCCGCCGGGUCCCGCCGCCGCCGCCGCCGCCGCCGCUGCCGCGCAGCAGCUCGGGCUCGGGCCGCCCUUCCCCGGCGCGCCCUUCUCCAUCCUGUCCGUGUUUCCGGAGCGCCUGGGCUUCUGCCAGCACCACGACGACGAGGUGCUGCACCUGUACUGUGACACCUGCUCAGUGCCCAUCUGUCGUGAGUGCACGAUGGGCCGGCACGGCGGCCACAGCUUCAUCUACCUCCAGGAGGCGCUGCAGGACUCCAGGGCACUUACCAUCCAGCUGCUGGCUGACGCACAGCAGGGCCGCCAGGCCAUCCAGCUGAGCAUCGAGCAGGCCCAGACGGUGGCGGAACAGGUGGAGAUGAAGGCCAAGGUGGUACAGUCGGAGGUCAAAGCCGUGACUGCGCGGCACAAGAAGGCCCUGGAGGAACGGGAGUGUGAGCUGCUGUGGAAGGUGGAGAAGAUCCGCCAGGUGAAAGCCAAGUCCCUGUACCUGCAGGUGGAGAAGCUGCGGCAGAGCCUCAACAAGCUGGAGAGCACCAUCAGCGCUGUGCAGCAGGUCCUGGAGGAGGGGCGGGCGCUGGACGUCCUGCUGGCCCGGGACCGCAUGCUGGCCCAGGUGCAGGAGCUGAAGACCGUGCGCGGCUUCCUGCAGCCCCAGGAGGACGACCGGGUCAUGUUCACGCCCCCGGACCAGGCCCUGUACCUGGCCAUCAAGUCCUUCGGCUUCGUCAGCAGCGGGGCCUUUGCGCCCCUCACCAAGGCCACGGGCGACGGCCUCAAGAGGGCGCUCCAGGGCAAGGUGGCCUCCUUCACUGUCGUCGGCUACGACCACGACGGGGAGCCUCGCCUCUCGGGGGGCGACCUGAUGUCGGCCGUGGUCCUGGGUCCCGACGGCAACCUGUUCGGUGCCGAGGUGAGCGACCAGCAGAACGGGACGUACGUGGUGAGCUACCGGCCGCAGCUGGAGGGCGAGCACCUCGUGUCGGUCACCAUGUGCAACCAGCACAUCGAGAACAGCCCCUUCAAGGUGGUGGUCAAGUCAGGCCGCAGCUACGUGGGCAUUGGGCUCCCGGGCCUGAGCUUCGGCAGCGAGGGCGACAGCGACGGCAAGCUGUGCCGCCCCUGGGGCGUGAGCGUGGACAAGGAGGGCUACAUCGUCGUGGCCGACCGCAGCAACAACCGCAUCCAGGUGUUCAAGCCGUGCGGGGCCUUCCACCACAAGUUCGGCACCCUGGGCUCCCGGCCCGGGCAGUUCGACCGGCCGGCCGGCGUGGCCUGCGACGCCUCCCGCAGGAUCGUAGUGGCCGACAAGGACAAUCAUCGCAUUCAGGUCUUCACGUUUGAGGGCCAGUUCCUGCUCAAGUUCGGCGAGAAGGGAACCAAGAACGGGCAGUUCAACUACCCUUGGGACGUGGCGGUGAACGCGGAGGGCAAGAUCCUGGUCUCAGACACCCGGAACCACCGGAUCCAGCUGUUCGGGCCCGACGGCGUCUUCCUGAAUAAGUACGGCUUCGAGGGGGCUCUCUGGAAGCACUUUGACUCCCCCCGGGGCGUGGCCUUCAACCACGAGGGCCACUUGGUGGUGACCGACUUCAACAACCACCGGCUCCUGGUCAUCCACCCCGACUGCCAGUCCGCGCGCUUCCUGGGCUCCGAGGGCACGGGCAACGGGCAGUUCCUGCGCCCGCAAGGUGUGGCCGUGGACCAGGAGGGGCGCAUCAUUGUGGCCGACUCCAGGAACCACCGGGUGCAGAUGUUUGAGUCCAAUGGCAGCUUCCUGUGCAAGUUUGGCGCCCAGGGCAGCGGCUUCGGGCAGAUGGACCGCCCCUCCGGCAUCGCCGUCACCCCCGACGGGAUGAUCGUGGUGGUAGACUUUGGCAACAAUCGGAUCCUCAUCUUCUAAUCCCGCUCUCUGGGCUUUUGUGUUGGGGUGUGCGCGUCUCCCUCUGUCUCCGUUGGAAUUUCAAAGAAGAAACAGUCUCAGGGAAAUUUCUUUUUUUCUUUUGUUGAAAGAGAACAAGAAGAGUACAACAUUGCUUAAGUCCUACCUCAUCUUUAUUUUUUUUACAGAUGAAUGUACUUCUCUUUUCUGCAGGGAUUGAGCCUGUGACGUGAUAAUUUGUAUCUACCUCAUGAAUCUUUGCAUUUCCUUCCCCAGCAGGCCCUCUGCCCUCCUCCCCACCCUCACUCAGUGGAGUUCACGUUUCCCUCUGACCCUCCGUGGGGCGUGAUAUGCACAAGCCUGGCGUCUCUGUGGCUGGGUGGGGGGCACUGGAUGUGUGUGGUGGGGGUGUAUUCUGUAGAUUGAGCCAAGGAAACAUGAAAAAACUAAGUAAAAAAAAAAAAUGAAAAACUAUAAAAUGUGGAAAAAUAAGAUUUAAAAAUGCUUAAUUAUAGAGUAUUUGUGUUCUGGAGAAUACUGUGUUUUGGGGAUUAGAUUGUGUUGUGUGAUCUUGAUCUUUUUGGGAAACUUUUUGAUUUUUUUUUUUUUGUGUGUGUGUGUUUUUUUUUUUUUUUUAAAUGCUGCAACAGAGAACUUUUCUGUGUUCUCCUUUUAUACCUCAGUGUGUUUAUCAUCCUGUUCAGCAUCUUUUCUUAUUCCUAGAAAAUGUGGCUGUGUCUGUGGCUUGCUAGCCAAGAAAAGCAGACUGUUCUAUUCAUAUUUUAGGAUAUGUGAUCCUUGUUUCCUUUAAGGGACGUUGGGUACACCUGCGUGUUUGUGGGUCUGAGUCCUCUUACGCCAGAAUAGUAAAGCUGCGGGUGAUAUACCACCACCCGAAGAAACUUUUCUUCUCACGCUUUGGUUUCUAAAAAAUAGAUGUAGCUUAGGAUUUUGGAUUAAAAGUAUUCUCAAAAGUUAAGUACUCUUAGUUUGCUGUUGGUUAUAAAGUUCAGUGGAAGGAAGAAGAAAAUCAACCUCAUUCUCAGAAAAGAGGGUAUCCGGCCUGCCUGACCGGCUGACUUGUGUGCGGGCGGGCAGGCAAGU